This is a messenger RNA of Mya arenaria, 2994 nucleotides long. Its product is annotated as perlucin-like protein. The record is from RefSeq and is a predicted model, not a curated record. Gene Ontology annotation, molecular function: signaling receptor activity. The transcript is spliced from 6 exons. Bases 407 to 982 code for a protein of 191 amino acids. Lineage: Eukaryota; Metazoa; Mollusca; Bivalvia; Myida; Myidae.
GUCUUACAAACAUAAAUUUUGGUGAUAGACCUUUAACUUCUUAAUAAAUAGUAUAUUUAUUAGCUGAAAACGCAAAUUAAUAGUAAAUGAUUGAUGAGUGCUAAAGGAUUUGCAAAGAUCUACUAUCGUCUAAUAAGGUGGAUAAGGCCGCGAUAUCUCAUACGGGAAGAUUAUACGCUUCGACUUGAGGAAGAUCCUCAGAUUCGAUACAAAUAGCGUCGUCACAAGUUGAAUAGAUAACUUCCUUGCCUAUUCAAAAUGUUUAUAGCACAGUAAAAAUAAAACCGAAAUAGGUUCGCCAUUUUCACAUAUUUAAUGUCCGUGGAGCAAACAUUAUAUAUUGAAUGGGUUUCGAAAAACUUUAUCUUAUCAUAUCGAAAUUCAAAUUAUCCUAACUUACAAGGAAAUGGAUGUAAAGAUGAUAGCUGGACUUUUGUUUUUGGCUGGUUGUUUGCUGUGUCAGGUUUGCUGUCUAGAGGAGCCAACGUGUUCAUCUCGAUGUGAGUUUGAGGCCAGGAUAUCGAGGCAGCUUGCAGAAAUACAGCAUAAUUUGUCCUCCAUCCGUCAAGAUCGCGGGACGGCCUGUCGAGAUGGGUGGAUCCCAUUCCACGGGUCCUGCUAUCUGUUUGAUGACUCUGACUUUGAUGACUUUCUCGGUGCAGAGCAUCACUGUCGUCAAUAUGGGGCCCACCUGAUUCAUGUGAACACGGAGGCGGAAAACAUGUUUAUUAAAGCCCACCUUUCAAAACUACAUCUCCUAAAGUGGUGGAUAGGGAUUCAAGAUUCGGAGUUGGAGGCAGUAUGGAAAUUCUAUGGCGAUGACUCUGUCGCAACGUUCACAGACUUCAAUCCCGGUGACGGUGGAGACCAUGGAACAGAGGACUGUGCCUCCUUUGACAAAAACAGCGAGUUCCGAUGGGUGGACGUCCUUUGUAACGGCGCUACUAUAAGAGGAGCAGUCUGUGAAAUGAAGGGAAUCUAAAAGCCUUCGCGUUUGCGUCGAAAUGGCAAAUGUAUUUGAAUAAUGCUUAUUACAGAGGAUUUUUUGUAAUUAAAUUAUGCGUCAUUUAGUCGCUGAGGAAUUAAUACUGAAAAAAUAAAUAUUUAUUGUUGAAUUCCUUUGCUUAUAAGUGUACAUCUGUUUUUCUACGCCGAUUCUUUAAUGUUUUUUAUAAAGGGUUGACAUAGCCACUUCUAUUUUACUGUACAUAUUUAAUGAAAAAGUUGUUUACUCAUGCCUGAAAGUAUCACAUGUGCGCCAAAACUGCUGAAAAUAUAAUAAGUACAUAAUUCCUCUAAUUCGGAAAUUUUAUUUUCUGUGUUUGUGUUCUAUUAUAAAUAAGAUUCCAUCUAUCUAUGCAUUAACGCCAACUUUUCGAGAGUAUAUGCAAUUCCAAAUUACUUCUCCGAAUAGUUUUCGCUUCAAACUACGUGUUAUUGCUAUGCUUCAUUCAACACCCAAGUUGUUAAGCAAAAUGUGAGUAACAACAGUCGUCAACUUGACUUGAUUUACCGUUUUGACCACUUUUUUUGUCUUGGAAAGAGCCGAUUUUUGCGUAAUUAUCUGUAAACGAGUGAUAUAAGACUGCGGACAAAAGAUCAGAUUGCUGAUUUUCCUAUUUCCAUUCGAAAAAUAAUGUUUUAUGGCUAAAGGCGUUACUAACGGUUUAAAAAAAAACUAGUUGGUAAGGAAGUCAAAAGUUCCCAGGAAAGUCGUUGGUGGCUAUGGCGGAGGUAGUUGGUAUGGAUGUCAUAUUUGCGAAGACGUUCCUUCGCUGCUAAAGAAGUAAGUGGUUGCUUAGGAAGUCCUAAAAUGCUUAUGCUGUCAUUGCUUUGCUAUGGAUGUAGGAAGUUAAAACUAUUUAAGUGGCUAAUGAGUAAUAUUUUUCUAAGAAAGUCGUUCGUUUCUUAAGAAAGUCAUUAGUUCUAUGCAUGCAGGUAGUUGGUAAGGAAGUCAUGGUAGCAAAAGAAAUCUUUGGUUCCUAAAAAAGUAAGGGGUUACUUAGAUAUUCAUUGGUUAUUCAGGAAGAAAGUGGAUGCUCUGGAAUGUUUUGGUUGCUCUUGUAGUCAUUGUUUGCGAAAGAAGUCUUAUAUGAAUGAAGGUAGUUGCUAACGUUGUAAUUGGUAACUAAGAAAUCCAUCGGUUUUGAAGGAAGUCAUUGGUUGAUUUGGAUGAAAAAGCUGCUAAGAAAGCAACCAAGCAACCGCCCCAUUGUGAAAGUAUUGGUGUUUUUCAUAUAAUCACAUUACAAGAUAAAAAUGUCUAGACCGUUACGACCAAACUGCUCGACAUGGAAUUGAUAGUUUUGAGACUGACUUCUACGCGUGUAAUAUAGGGAUAAUGCAUUACCGAGGGUGUCACCUACAGCGGACGCGUGCGAAAUGCGCUCAUACCCAGGGGCCGUAUUCAAUAAGCAACUUAAAUUUAUCUUAAAUUUGAAAUUAGAAACUAAGUGUUUUGAUUGGCCUGUAUAUUUAGUUGACCAAUAGGCUGAAUGGAAACACUGAGUCAUGUCUAAGGAUAAGAUUAUUCAUUUCACGCGUUUCGUUAGUAUAGCGUGAAAUAUUUGUCUUGGCGAAAUGAUAGUAUUUUAAUACAGUAGUGGUCAGUCUUGCACGAGGAUUUCGUGCUAUAUUGGUAUAUUAGCGUGUAGAGUCAUUCUACCAGUCGAUUUCACUCAGUUCACUUCGUAACCUAAAUUUUCACCUCAAUAUUUUUAGUGAUUUUGUUUCACUGUUUUAUAUCCAUAUUGAAACCAGGCAAUUGAAUGAGGUUCGACAUUCAUACUUUGUGGAUCGACACGGGGCAAACGAACACAGGUUUCCAGAGUUAACCGUCUCUGUUUUUUCCUGGCCGGUCGGUUGCACUGCAUAGGACUUUAUUAGCCAGGGAAUUUUAUUGUGUUGUGCUCUACAUAAAUACAUGUGCUCGUUUUAUACUUACUUAAGCUGGCUGCACGUCAUCAUCUAAUAAACAACUCGUCUGGUAUUGCA